GGCUGACUAAGCUGGCAUAUCUCCCUCCACCCAUCCCCCGGACAAGGACAGCUUUGCGCAAGGAAAUCUACGGUAAUCCAAGUCCACUGACAUCCCUGUCCCUAUAUGUUGGCGCUUGACUGUCCAGGCUCGAUACGCCGCCAGUCCUCGCUUCAGGACACCUUACAUUUCGGAGCGCAGCAUAUUCACCUCGUCGCACACGCGGACCGAGAUGCCAAUAGCAGCCAACAACCGCAAACCAUGAAAAUCUUUCUACCCUCUUCAGCUAUGAGCCAUUGAUACCUACAACCGGAUCUUGAAAGACUCAUUUGUUGGGACAGCCUAUGCUACGAAGUAAGAGAGUGAGCCGGAAGAACAAUGGGAUCCUAGUGAUGAUGAUGAUCGCGGUAUCUAUUUAAAACGAGAGAACUCAUGAUGGAUGAUAUACUUGGCGGUACUGCUGCUUCUGCUACCGCGGUGUCUGGCGGGAGCAGUGAAAUUAGGACAAACGGAAAGAUGGGCUCUGGCAGCCUUUCAGAAGAUGACAAAAGGUCGUAUGUUGCUGGGGCCCGGAAGGGGAGUGACGCUGACAUAGGCCUGGGAGUAAAGGGGCCCUUCAAGGGAUCAAAUUUUGGGGCUAUCAAUGGACACAUCUCUCCGCAGCCGGAAGUGCUGCAUAAGGAACAUCUGGGUAUGCCGAAAAGUCGUAAUCCCGAAACAAGCACUCUGUCGAAGCAUGACGGUGCAAACGUGGUGCGUUUUCAUACACCCGACGAGGCGAUGGAAGGCCAGAGGGGACACAAACCACAUUUUGCACCGACCUCAACGGAGACUCGAUUAGGUUUGGCAAAUACUGUUAAGAAGGCGGAUGGCGGAACUGCGACGGUGGCAUCCCCGGCUUCUGGCGACAGGCCGGUGCAUCAGGCCGUACAACCCGCAGAUGUAGGAACCCCAUCCUCCUCGCAGCGCCCUCUGAAGCCGAUUAAUACAAACCCGCAAUCUCCUUCGAGUCAUGAUCGUGAAAAGGACAAAGUUCUCAAACUGUCGCCGGCAAAAAUUCAUGAACUCACUUCUUCGCCAGAAUCUUUAACCCUACACUCCAUCCCACUGGAGCCCGAUAAAAGACAGCCAAAUUUACGGGCUCCAAUACCCUCAGAUUCGCCAAGUAAUGGUACGAUCCUGGACACGUCGAUGGGACCACGGGCUGUGGAUGGGUCUUUAAAACGAACAAAAUCUCCCCGCCGCAAAUUAAGUGCUGGCAAAAAUGUACAUGUGGAGGAUGCACCCGACUUUCUAACGUCCGGACAUCAAACGAUCCGUCCGUUCUCUUCCCGUCAGAAAAGCCACUCAGCCCGAGCUGUGUCGACCACUGAUACGCUCCAGAAACGGCGAUCUUCCGCAAGUGGUGAUAGGGUCGCUGAUUCAUGGCCAAGGCCAAACCGUGUUGACACCUCUAGAAGUCGUCCAAAUUCAUCAUCGGCGCCAGAUCUACUUCCGUCGCCAGCACCCCAAUCUAUCCCACUCCCUCCUUUCUCUAUCCCGACAUAUCUCCAGUUAGAACUGGCCUCUGAACGGCCCUCGCCCUUAUACAUUCACCGUUCCUCCACGAAUGAUUUUCCUUACGAGUCUUCGCGAGCGAAACUCGAGCGGCUACAAAACUUUUUCCUUCUACCUCCCGCCCUAGAACAGGUACUGUUCUUCGGUGCUCUUGCAUGUAUCGAUGCGUGGCUUUAUUACUUCACAAUCCUGCCAUUGCGAUUUCUCAAGUCUAUUUUUCUUCUUCUUCGUUCCUGGGCUAUCAAUGUUGGAGCCGAAGCACAGUUUAUUUCACGGUUUAUUUUUACCGGACUUGGCAGGGUAUGGCGCCGGAGACAACAGGGGUGCCCGGCUGCGCGCAAGAACGGGCAUGAUCAAAAGCAUAAUGAGAGCCCUGCUCACUCGCGGCCACGCUUUUCGAGCAAUGUUUCUACUGAUCAGGAGAGCCCAUUCCUUGACCAUGAUGUCAAGAAUCGGCCAUCUGAAAAAAAUGACCCGCGAAACCGGGUGCCUUCCAGUCGAAGACAUCGCAGGACCAGGUCUAUUCCCUCCACACUUUUACCGAACGAUAAGGCAGAUAUUUUGAAGGGUUUUCUCAUGAUCUGUACAUGUCUGAUUCUGAUGUAUUUCGAUGCCAGUCGGGUUUAUCACUGGAUUCGCGGGCAGGCUGCCAUUAAGCUUUAUGUUAUUUAUAACGUACUUGAGGUUGGGGAUAGACUGCUUUCAGCAAUCGGCCAGGACGUCCUCGAAUGCUUGUUUUCACGCGAAGCUCUGGAGAGGAAACCUGAUGGGCGCAGCAAGAUUCUGCGUCCAUUUUGGCUAUUUAUCAUCGCACUGAUAUAUACCGUUAUCCAUUCUGUCUCACUUUUCUAUCAAGUCAUCACACUCAAUGUGGCGGUGAAUUCAUAUUCGAAUGCCUUGAUUACCCUCUUAUUAUCGAACCAGUUUGUGGAAAUUAAAUCCACCGUCUUUAAGAAAUUUGAAAAAGAAAAUCUCUUCCAGCUUACCUGUGCCGACGUUGUCGAGCGAUUUCAACUCUGGCUGAUGCUUACAAUCAUCGCGUCUCGGAAUAUUGUUGAAACGGGUAUCUUCAGCUUUGGCAGUGGCUUGAGCUUAUUUGCUGGUAGCAAGCCAACCCCGAGCGCGAAUGCUACAUCAUUUGCAACUCCACCCAGAACUGCAUCGUCCAUUCUUCCACAGGCCUUCACCAUCCUCCCGUCAUCCCUACUCUCGUCGCUUAGCAAGGUGAACUCAUUUCUCCCAACGAUCGGCCACCUCCUCGGACCCUUCCUUGUGGUCCUAGGUUCUGAAAUGAUAGUCGACUGGUUGAAGCACGCAUAUAUCAAUAAAUUCAACAAUAUCCGUCCUGCGCUGUACGGCCGGUUCCUCGACAUACUCGCCAAGGACUACUAUACGAAUGCCUUCGCGGACCAGAAUCUCAACCGCCGCUUAGGCCUACCCGUCAUUCCGCUCGCGUGCCUCUUCUUCCGCGUCUCCAUACAAACCUAUCAGAUGUUCCUGACAUCGUGGCUACCACAGACACCAUCCCUCGUCACUCAGUCAAACACCACGUCUUUAACCUCAAUCCACGACCGUUAUUCCCCAUCCCCAUCGCCCUCCCCUUCAUUUAUACUACCCCUCCACCCCCUCGAUCCCAGCUUCCUCACUAAACUCUCCUCGCUAUUCCAAACCAUGAUAGCCCACGCCACCCCUUCUCCCGCAGCCUUCAUACCAAUUUUCACCACCAUCCUCGUCCUGCUCCUAUACCUCACCCUCCUCUUCAUAAAACUUAUCCUCGGCAUCAUUCUCCUCAGCUACUCCCGCGCCCGCUAUAAGAAAAUGAAAUCGCUAGAACGGGUCACAAUCACGAAUGCCUCCUCUUCUAAACCAACUGCUACACCAUCCACCAUGGCAACAACAACAGCAGAAACAACACCGCCCCCGCCACCUCCACCAUCACAAUUUCCCAACCCCCAGCCCACGACAGCAACAACAAACCCCGACAUCGUCGAGGGUGCGCGUCGCGUUGGUGGCUGGGGUGCUGUGGAGGUGGGCGAGGAUCGGAGAAGGUGGAUCUAUGCUGAUGAUCCAGAAGGCGCAAGACGAUUAAAGGAGAGAGAGGAACGGGAUAGAGUGGUGAAGCCCAGUGCUGGAGGCGAUGGGAUUGAAGGGGUGAUGAGGUAUGAGAUGGCGGCGAAGAGGAUUUGGUGAGUCAGAGCGAGCAUAUUUUGAUGUCUGUAUUUUUACAAGAUGUACAGUGAGGAGUGACGUGGGUCCCCUUUUGGGGUUGGGGGGGGGGGGGGGGUUGUUGGUUUUACUUUGCAUUAUUUGUAUGAUUCGCGUGGAGGCGUCUUUGUGAUCUUUUCUUUGUGUUUCUUUGCAUAUAUACAGAGUACACGGUGUCGCAUGUCGCAUUGUAGUUCCAUUGUAUGCAUGUGUAUUAGAUAUGUGAUAAGGAUAACGAUAUGUGGUAACGAAUAUAACCCUUGAUUUUCUGAUUUGUGUUGUUCCCCACUUUUGUGGUUUUGUUCCCUGCGAAUGACAUUUUUGAAAGAGGGAUGGAUAAUAAUGCAAAUAGACCGCAAAUGUGAAAUGCGAAUUAAAGGAUAUGGUAAUGUCAAACGAGGGAUGGGGAAAGAAUGCAACUCCAAGCGGGAAAAAAAAAGUAUUUCUAUCAAUACAUUAUAGGGGAGGAAAAGCAUUAGAAAGAAUAACAUAGUAUCAGAAAGUAGAGCAUCGAGGUCAGGUCCUGUGGUGAAGGUGCUCAAUCGAAGAAGGCAUCCCGAUGCAUGAUGGUUACCAACUGACUCCAUCAACAACUUCAAUCAUCCUCCAUUCCAUCCCUCAGUCCAUUCCCUGUCUUACUCCUCUGAAUCCUCCCCAGCCUCGCUAUCAUUACUAGCACUGCCGUCCUCGUCUAGAGUACCGUCAUUACCAGUCCCAGCUCCAUCCUUUCCCAAAUCCCUGAACACCCGCGUCAUAAUCUCUCGACUCUUAUACAGAUUUUCAACCCUCAGCCGCUCGUUAUCCAAGUGCGCAUGGUCACUCGCCUGGCCACACGGUAGGUGAGCCGCUGGCGCAUUGAAUUCUUUCUCUAGAUAGCGGAUCGUCG
This is a messenger RNA of Blastomyces gilchristii SLH14081, 4627 nucleotides long. Its product is annotated as cytomegalovirus gH-receptor family protein. The record is from RefSeq and is a predicted model, not a curated record. Gene Ontology annotation, biological process: maintenance of protein localization in endoplasmic reticulum. NCBI's taxonomy places the organism in Eukaryota, Fungi, Ascomycota, Eurotiomycetes, Onygenales, Ajellomycetaceae. The transcript has 2 exons. Gene Ontology annotation, cellular component: endoplasmic reticulum membrane. Bases 412 to 3726 code for a protein of 1104 amino acids.